Messenger RNA from Seminavis robusta, 1170 nucleotides. Lineage: Eukaryota; Bacillariophyta; Bacillariophyceae; Naviculales; Naviculaceae. The record is from the annotation of a GenBank genome assembly.
AUGGCCAUCACACACCCACGUGUGUGGAGCAUUCGUGGUGGUGGUCAACAUGCUCCUCCCAAAGACAACAUUGACUGGGAGAGUUUUGGCUUUGGCUUGAACAAUGUUCGCACCGACAAAAUGUGGUUGGAUCGAGUUAGUACCGCGGGUGACGGAGACUCCACUCAUUAUUCCACCGACGAUUCGCAGUGCCUGGUACCCCUCGGUGAUUUACAACUUUCUCCCACCGCCACCGUCUUGAAUUACGGCCAAGCUCUCUUUGAAGGAUUAAAGGCAUGUCGUCGUCCCGAUGGAUCCAUUGCCAUUUUUCGACCCGACAAGAACGCCCAACGCAUGGCCCAGGGCGCAGAACGAUUUUGCAUGCCCGUCGUGCCGGAACGCACAUUUUUGCAUGCCGUCGAUGCCGUCGUACGAGAAAAUGCCGCAUGGGUCCCUCCGCACGGUCAAGGAGCCCUCUAUUUGCGGCCCCUACUCAUGGGCACGGGAGAAGGAUUGGGGGUCAAACCCAGUUCCGAAAGUACCUUUUGCAUCUAUGCCAGUCCGGUGGGAAAUUAUUUCAAGGGCGGUAUUCAAGCCAUUCGAUUGCAAGCCGUACAGGGAUUUAGCAGGGCGGCUGCCGGAGGAUCCGGGGCCAUCAAAGCCAGUGGCAAUUAUGCACCCGCCUUUGCGGUGCAACGACAAGUGAAACAACGGGGAUUCGAUGAGGUUCUUUGUUUAGAUGCUGCCAGUGGAGAAGCAGUCGAAGAAGCCGGUGCCUCCAACUUCUUUGCCAUAUUCCCCGACAAUACCAUUGUCACACCCUCCCUCCAACAAGAAACCAUCUUGCCAGGAGUCACACGACAAUCCAUUCUCGAAUUGGCAGCCGCAGAAUUGGGACUGACACCCGUCGAACGACGAUUGACACUGGAGGAACUCAAACAGGCCAAGGAGGCAUUUUGCUGUGGCACGGGAGCCUGUAUAUCACCCGUCGGUUCCAUUAGUGUGGCUCAGGCCGAUGGAAACGUCACGGACGAAAUCGUCUUUGGAUCUUCGGCAGGACCCUUGACCGAGAAGCUCUUUAGAAUGUUGACCGGAAUACAAACUGGAUCCGACGCAACACUUUCGCAAAAGUACCGGCACUGGAUUCAUGUGGUGGAACCAGCCAAUCAAAAAGUCGCCGCGGAGCGUUAG